AUACCUGAUCAGUUUCCUUGCCGGCAACGUCUCGUAUGGCGUCAGAGAGCUUCAAGGCCCACAGCAACUACUGGUCAUGUUUGACGUCAACAACAUAUCUUAUACCGGUAUAGACGGAGCCUUCCACAACAUCAGUACAGCAAUUACGAAUUUCAUGCGGCAGAACGGAGCGCAGAACGCUACGAACAACAUCACUGGACUGCUGGCCAGAGAAACCACUUGUGUUCACGUACGCUGGGAAUGGCUCUGUUUUCCAGCCGCAUUAGUCCUUCUGACCUUGUCAUUCUUCGUUGUUGUGGUCGUAGAGACACGAAUAUCAACUGGCAACGAUUUCAAGGCUUCGGUUCUGCCUCUCAUGUUCAACGGCAUGCAUUUACCAGACCAUACAACUGAAGGAGCCGCAGCUACUCGUGUUUCAGAGAUUGAACAAGAAGCUCGAGACAUGUUAGUAAAAUUCGAAAAGACAGCUGGAGGUUGGCGGUUUCGUAAGAUAACUAUGCAAUCUUCAUCUAGCAGGUCUUACUGUCAACGGACGGCUCCAGCUUUGACGCAACAGACGUCUGCUACCAAAAUUUAUGCUAGGUUGCUUGUCAAGAGUCUGUGUUGGUCGUAUCUUCCUACUUCCUACUGUUACCUAGUGUUCACUGCAACAAUUCGUGCAUGGAUCGGACUGCAGCACAAAGAUGAUGAGCUCUUGGAUCAUCUGCCCAUCUUCCCGCUUCUUCGACGAAAGGCCCUUCGACGGGUCGACUUUAGCACAGAUUCCUCCACAUCUCCAAAUCUGUUUCUGAGUUCGCAAUUGCGAUCGUCUCCUUCCCGCGUACUGAAUGGCACAUCAGAUAUCGGAACGAUGCAUUUUUCUCUCCUUGGGGCUACGGUGUCCCUGUUGUGCGCGAGCGCUACAGCGUUUACCCCAGCAUCGACUUCUGGAACAGACAAGCUUAACGAUCAUGGUAUGACAAAGCUGAAGACGAAUCUUCACAAGCACCGCGACCAGAACACUUGCAGCUUGGACACAGCCGUCGAGCGUCAGGAGUGGUAUUACCCUGCAGGANGCACUCUCUCGAACUCCAACAAGAAGAAAUACAUCAAUGCUGUGCUGUGCCUUCAGUCAAAACCAGCAAGGAGUGGCAGCAUCGCUCCAGGUGCAAAAUCCCGCUAUGACGACUUUUUGGCCACUCAUAUAAACCAGACUCUGACGAUCCACGGCACUGGCAAUUUCCUCAGCUGGCACCGUUACUACAUCUACACUUUCGAAGAGGCUCUCCGCAAUGAAUGUGGCUACAAGGGUUACAUUCCCUACGCCAAUUGGGGAAAGUACGCUGAGGACUUGUUGAAUGCUCCUAUCUUCGACGGCAGCGAAUACUCCAUCUCUGGCAAUGGCGAGUAUGAGAACCACACGGGUGCUGUGAUCCCCAGUCCAGCCACACCAUUUAUCCAGCUUCCUGCAGGUUCUGGAGGUGGCUGCGUGUCGGACGGACCCUUCAAAAACAUGACUGUCAAUCUUGGUCCUUUGGCUCCUGUAUUUAGCGAUGUCCCUGCCAACCCUCGUUCUGAUGGCUUGGGCUACAAUCCUCGCUGUCUGCGUCGCGACAUCGGUGCCUAUGCCGCCAGCAUCGCUUCCACGGAUGCCAACAGCACAGCCCUGAUCAGACAAAACACCUACAUUGGCGACUUCCAAACCGUCAUGCAAGGUGACUUUGCAGCAGGCUUGCUGGGCGUACAUACAGCCGGUCACUUUUGGGCUGGCGGUGACCCUGGCGGUGACAUCUUUUCUUCUCCUGGUGAUCCUUGGUUCUGGCUUCAUUAUGCACAGAUCGACCGUACCUGGUGGAUCUGGCAAAAUCAGGAUCCGGCGAGCCGCAGCAGUGCCAAGGGAAACAACUCUUUGGCUGGAACUAUCACUUUGAACAAUAGCCCGCCGUCGAGGAACACCAGGCUGGAUGAUGUGAUUGACUUGGGUGUUAAUGCGAAGAGCAUUCUGAUCGAGGAUGCGCUGAGCACUACAGCUGGACCAUUCUGUUAUGUUUAUGUU
Messenger RNA from Aureobasidium vineae, 2035 nucleotides. The record is from the annotation of a GenBank genome assembly. Lineage: Eukaryota; Fungi; Ascomycota; Dothideomycetes; Dothideales; Saccotheciaceae.